This is a messenger RNA of Dujonia railenensis, 918 nucleotides long. The record is from the annotation of a GenBank genome assembly. Lineage: Eukaryota; Fungi; Ascomycota; Pichiomycetes; Serinales; Debaryomycetaceae.
AUGAAAUUCCAGGUUAUACUCUUUUUAGCCGUAUUGGUCACAUUUGUCACUGCAAAUUGGUCGCCCGAGGACUAUGAGAUCUUCUCGCUCAAUGACAAAGUCAAGCAAGAUUUAGGAGAUGAAACGACAUUCUAUUCAUGGCUUGGUCUUUCGUCCAACAAGGCUACUACUGGAGAAAUCAAUAAAGCGUAUAGAAAACUCUCUCGUAACUUGCACCCAGAUAAAGCACCAAGAGUUCAUCGUAAGCAGGCCGAAGAAAGGUUCCAGAGGUUAUCUUUAGUUGGUAAUAUCUUAAAAGAUCAAAGUCUCAGAAAGAGAUAUGAUUACUUCUUAGCUAAGGGAUUCCCCAAAUGGAAAGGGACUGGUUAUUUCUAUUCUAAGUUCCGCCCAGGAUUUAUUUUCACUAUCACUUUACUUUUCAUAUUAGUUUCAGGGUUCCAUUACGCGUCCUUGGCAAUUAAUAGAAAGCAGGAUAUCAAAAGAAUUGUGGAUUUGAAACUGCAGUUGAAAAACCAAGCAUGGGGUGGGUCGCUUGUUCCUCCAAGUGAUGGGUCAGAUCGUAAGGUUUUCAAUGAGCUGAAUGGUAAAACUUUUAUUGUCGCUGCAGACGGCAAUGUUUACUUAGAAGACAACUCCUCUUUAUUAGUUUUGAAUGAAAACUCUGUACGUACAGUCCCACAUUUCAAGGAAUCCUUCUUAUUUAGAUUCCCAUCUUAUCUUUGGAAUAUUUCAGGUGGAAAAGUCACCGGUCUGUUGAUUAGCACUGAAUUAGAAGAGCCUGUUGUUGAAGAGUCAAUUGCUGCUGAAGACAAUAAGCUGAAAAAGAAGAAGAAGUCUCAAAGAGGUGACAAGAUUGAGUUACCAAAUGGGAAGGUCAUAUAUGGUAGAUCAUCCGGUCAAUCUACAAGAAGAAAGUGA